GUAUCUGCAGGUAAAUGAAAAAUGUUUAUGUUGUUUCAAGAGGAAUUUUAGACGAGAAAAGAGAUAGAUAGGCGCUUUGAUAGGCGUAAUAGGUUGUCCCGUUACCCCAGAGAAUAGUUGCCCAUUCUACCUUCUAAGUGUUUUUGAAAUGAUAUUACUACGAUGGCUAGAGGAAUUCUUAGAUUGACCAACAAGAAGAGAUUAUUAAGUCUCAGGAAAACCACAAUAUUAGAGCAAAGACAUUUUUCUGGAGAUAAUACAGAUGCUCGACCUAGGGGAAUUCCUUACACGAACUUGACAAUAGGAGUCCCGAAAGAAGUUUGGAAAAAUGAAAAAAGAGUUGCAAUUACCCCAGCAGUAACAGAAAUCUUUCUGAAAAAGGGGUUUACUGUGAAUAUUGAAGAAAAUGCUGGUUCUCUAGCCAAGUUUCGUAACGAAGAUUAUGAGAGAUCGGGAGCAAAGCUAGUAAACAAUGAAAAAGUGUUUAAUUCAGAUAUUAUUCUAAAAGUACGACAGCCCCUUGUAGAAGAAGUACCAAGUUUUAAGGAUGGUUCAAUGUUAAUAUCUUUUUUAUAUCCUGCACAAAAUGUCGAUUUGGUUAAGAAAUUGGGCGAUAAACGAAUCACUGCCUUUGCUAUGGACUGUGUUCCUCGAAUAACCAGAGCUCAAGUAUUUGAUGCACUUAGUUCAAUGGCAAACAUUUCCGGAUACAGAGCUGUUAUAGAAGCAGCAAACCAUUAUCCUAAGUUUCUAUCAGGUCAAAUAACAGCAGCUGGUAAGGUGCCACCAAGUAAAGUACUCAUUAUAGGAGGUGGAGUAGCUGGUUUAGCAGCAAUUGGACAGGCUAAAUCUAUGGGCGCUAUAGUAAGAGCAUUUGAUACUCGAUCGGUUGUUAAAGAAGAAGUAGAAUCAUUGGGAGCACAAUUUUUAACAGUAAACAUUGAGGAAGAGGGAGGUGAUGCAGAAGGCUACAGCAAGGAAAUGUCAAAAGCAUUUAUAGAAGCAGAGCAUGCACUAUUCGCAAAACAGUGUAAAGAGAUUGAUAUUAUUAUAUCUACUGCUUUAAUUCCAGGCAGGAAAGCCCCAAUAUUAAUUUUAAAGGAGCACAUAAAGUCGAUGAAACCCGGUAGUGUAGUGGUAGACCUAGCUGCGGAAGCAGGAGGUAACAUAGAAACUACUCGUCCUGGUGAGAUAUAUACUUUUAAUGACGUUACCCACGUCGGAUUAACCGACUUUCCUAGUUUAUUACCCACCCAAAGUUCAACGCUCUAUGCAAACAAUAUAUCUAAGUUCCUCUUGUCUAUAGGUGAACAAAACCAUUUUUAUAUUGAUCUAGAAAAUGAAAUAGUUCGAGGAAGUAUUAUUCUAGAUAACGGCAAACUUGUGUGGCCACCUCCAAAACCUGUAGGUCCACCACCUACUCCUAUUCACCAGGAGCAUGAAGCCGAAUCUGCCAAAGGGGUUCAAGCUGAACCAAGUCCUUUUAAGAAAACUUUGGAUCGUGCAUUAUUAACUACAGCAGGUGUUGGUAGUAUUGUGGGUCUAGGAAUAUGCUCACCUAAUCCAGAAUAUACUUCAAUGCUAACUGUACUUGGACUAUCAGGAAUUGUAGGUUAUCAUACAGUUUGGGGAGUAACUCCGGCAUUGCAUUCGCCUUUAAUAUCUGUAACAAAUGCCAUUUCCGGUAUAAUAGCGGUUGGAGGUUUGUUACUCAUGAACGGAGGAUAUUAUCCUACUAAUUCAGUAGAGGCUUUAGCAGCAAGUGCAGCUUUUAUAUCAUUUAUUAACGUUUUUGGAGGUUUCUUUGUUACAAGGAGGAUGCUGGAUAUGUUCAGAAGACCAGGUGAUCCACCAGACUACAAUGCACUCUAUGUUAUACCUGCAGCAGUAUUUCUUGGUGGAUACGGUUAUGCUGAAAUGAGUGGUUUUUCGGAAGUCCACCAAGCAGCAUAUUUAGCAGCGUCGCUCUGCUGUGUGGGAGCCUUAGCUGGUUUAAGUAGCCAAGUUACUGCCAGAAUGGGCAAUAUUUUAGGAAUGAUAGGCGUUGCGGGUGGAAUAGCUGCAACUCUGGGCCAAAUUGCUCCUAGUACAGAAGUUUUAACGCAGAUGGCAGCUGUUGCACUUGGAGGAGGUACUAUUGGGUUAGUUAUAGCUAAGAAAAUUCAAAUUACAGAUUUGCCACAACUCGUUGCUGCUUUUCAUAGUUUGGUUGGUUUAGCGGCUGUUUUAACUUGUUUCUCUACAUUUAUAUAUGAUUUUCCGACAUUUUCUACUGACCCGGCUGCUAAUGUCAUCAAAACAGCCUUGUUUUUGGGUACUUAUAUUGGUGGCGUAACAUUCAGUGGUUCUCUCAUCGCCUAUGGGAAACUACAAGGGCUACUUGAAUCUGACGCCUUACUUCUACCUGGACGUCAUAUACUAAACUCUACACUUCUGUUAGCCAGUGUUGGUGCCGGAGCGUAUUUAUUUUACGACCCAUCAUUGAUGGGAGGACUAGGGGCGUUGGGAACUACAGCAGCUUUAAGCACAACGAUGGGAAUUACUUUGACUUCUGCUAUAGGAGGGGCUGAUAUGCCUGUGGUGAUUACAGUGUUAAAUAGUUAUUCAGGUUGGGCGCUUUGUGCUGAAGGUUUAAUGUUUAGUAAUAAUCUUAUGACAAUAGUUGGUGCUCUUAUUGGAUCUUCUGGUGCUAUAUUGUCGUAUAUUAUGUGCAAGGCAAUGAACAGAUCACUUCCAAACGUCAUACUUGGUAGUUAUCGCAGUUCAAGUACAGGAGGCGGCAAGCCAAUGGAAAUUACCGGUACUCAUACCGAAAUUAACAUUGAUGAAGCCUCUGAAGUUAUUAAAAACGCUCGGAACAUCAUCAUUGUUCCUGGAUAUGGAAUGUGUGCUGCGAAGGCUCAGUACCCCAUCGCCGAAAUGAUUGAAGUUCUCAAAAAGAAAGGCAAAAACGUACGCUUUGCUAUACAUCCAGUCGCAGGUCGUAUGCCGGGACAAUUAAACGUUCUGCUAGCAGAAGCAGGAAUAUCUUACGAUGACGUCUUUGAAAUGGAUGAAAUAAACGACGAAUUUCCUGAAACCGAUCUAGUGUUAGUUAUUGGAGCUAACGAUACUGUCAAUAGCGCUGCAGUGGAUGACCCUAAUUCGCCUAUAGCUGGAAUGCCGGUUCUCACUGUCUGGCAGGCUGAACAUGUCAUUAUUAUGAAAAGAUCUUUAGGUGUUGGAUAUGCUGCUGUAGAUAAUCCAGUCUUUUUUAAACCAAAUACUUCUAUGUUGCUUGGCGAUGCGAAGAAGACUUGUGAUGCAUUAUUACAUAAGAUUGUGAUAGAAGAAUAAGUAUCGACUUCAUAGAUAUGUUGUUUAUUAUAUAAUUAUUGUACAAAAACUAUUCGUAAAAAAUAUAAAUUUAUCAAAUAGGUAAUUUUUAAAAUGUGCCUAAAUAUAAAGACGAAGUAUAGUGCUUGCUAUAAUUUAUGUAUUGAAAAUGUAUUCGUGUUAAACAUAGAAUAAACAACAAAAAUCAAAAUUCUUUUAUAGGUACUGAAUAUGUCGUAUGAUCGAAAAAAGUCAUUUAGUUGGCUUGGAGGUGACGAUUAUUGAAAUUUACCAUAAGACUUUAAAUAUGAAACAACAGCGAUUUUAAUUUCCAAGCCAACUCUGACCCCGUUCUUUGUUU
Sitophilus oryzae (rice weevil) is the source of this 3676-nucleotide messenger RNA. RefSeq names its product NAD(P) transhydrogenase, mitochondrial-like. The transcript is spliced from 19 exons. The coding region runs from base 163 to 3336 and encodes 1057 amino acids. Gene Ontology annotation, molecular function: NADP binding; NAD binding. NCBI's taxonomy places the organism in Eukaryota, Metazoa, Arthropoda, Insecta, Coleoptera, Curculionidae. The record is from RefSeq and is a predicted model, not a curated record. Gene Ontology annotation, biological process: NADPH regeneration; proton transmembrane transport. Gene Ontology annotation, cellular component: mitochondrial inner membrane.